AUGUCUCUACCCGCUCUAGGCGUACUGGCGUACGUUGUGUUUCUCAUCGCACGUGUCUUUUACCGCCUAUAUUUCCACCCACUAUCGCGCUUUCCCGGACCUAGAAUAGCAGCAGCCACGAGUUGGUACGAGGCCUACUACGAGAUUGUCCUCAAAGGGCAGUAUUCAAAGCAAAUCUCUAAGCUACAUGACAAGUAUGGCCCUAUCGUAAGAGUGACGCCUGAUGAGCUACACAUACGAGAUCCCUAUUUUUACGAGCAAGUCUACGCCAAAAAUCUCCAUCUCGACAAGGAAGGAUGGGACAAAAGAUUUGGAUGUGCGGGCGGCCUGCUUCCGACUGUAAACGCCGAGCAACACAAGCGACGCCGGGCAGCGGUGGCCCCCAUGUUUUCACGUCGCUCAGUCCUUGACUUCAUACAUAUCAUCUACCGCCAUGUCGACACCCUUUCCGUGCGCAUGCAAGAGUUUGAGGGUUCUGCAGAGCCGCUCAAUCUAUCCCAUGCCUUCCCCGCCCUGACUGGCGACAUCAUCAUGGACUAUUUCUUUGGCUUCAACUACAAUCAACUCAAAAAUCCCGAUUUUGACUCCUUCCAUGACGCGUUUAUCAAGAUUGGCGGCGUAGGACACGUCGCUACACAAUUUCCCAUGAUACUUCCGAUUAUGGACUGUAUCCCUGAUCGAAUCACCAGUUGGCUGCAGCCAGCAGCAAAGUCAUUGCUCAAAUUCAAGCAGGAUAACUGGCAUCUUAUCGCACGCACUCUUCAAGGCGAAGAAAUAAAAUCCAACGACGCAAAGAAAACCAUCUUCCAAGAGAUUCUCAGCUCAAAACUCCCAGAUUCAGAAAAGACCCACAAACGUCUUGCGGACGAAGCGCAAAUCAUCAUCGGUGGUGGUGUCGAGACAACCGCCUUUUCCCUCUCGACGGCAGCGUUCCACAUCAUCAACACGCCACGUAUCUACGAGCGCUUACACAGGGAGCUUGUAGAAGCUUUCCCGAACCGAGAUGUACUGGAGCUGGGUCCGCUAGAAAAGAUGCCUUAUUUCAAAGCCAUCAUCAUGGAAACAGCGCGUAUGUCGUACGGACUGAGUGCAAGGAACCCAAGGACACACAAGACCCCCUUGCAGUAUGGGCAGUGGGUCAUUCCUGCAAAUACUUGCAUCUCUAUGACUAUCCCUGAAGUCUCCCACGAUGAAUCCAUCUUCCCUUCUUCUCGCGAAUUCAUACCUGAGCGCUGGCUCGAUGACCCCAAGACCCCAGAUGGCAUUCCCUUGGAGCGCUUCAUGGUCUCGUUUGGGAGAGGUACACGCUCCUGUUUGGGAAUCAAUCUAGCUUACAUCGAGCUGUAUUUAACGCUUGGCAUGAUGUUCAGGAGGUACAAGUUUGAGCUGCAUGAUAGCGAUGUGGAGGAUGUGGAGUUGAGACAUGAUUUCUUCAUCCCUAUCACAAAGCUAGAUAGCAAAGGGUUGAGGGUUUUGGUCAAGAGGACGACUGAUUGA
Messenger RNA from Alternaria atra, 1497 nucleotides. RefSeq lists its product as uncharacterized. Bases 1 to 1497 code for a protein of 498 amino acids. The transcript is spliced from 5 exons. Lineage: Eukaryota; Fungi; Ascomycota; Dothideomycetes; Pleosporales; Pleosporaceae. Gene Ontology annotation, molecular function: iron ion binding; oxidoreductase activity, acting on paired donors, with incorporation or reduction of molecular oxygen; monooxygenase activity. The record is from RefSeq and is a predicted model, not a curated record.